GGGUGAAGCAGUUGAGCAUUUGGCGAGAACGGAGCAGAACGGCAAACCAUGGGCAACAACUCCUCGCGAGGCCGAAGCAGCAGUGCGGGCGGUACCAGCAGCAUCAGUUGCGCCAAUGGCCCCGCGAGAGUCUCUGCAUCCAAGAUAGUGUUGCUUUCCACGGCCAAGUCCAGUCCAACUUACGAUGGGGACAACUUUACUCGACCAACGGGCUUGUACAAAUCCUGCAGCUGGGAGCACAAAGCGGUGCGGAGAUUGGUGCUGGAGCGCAAGAUUGCACCACGGUACCCUGGCAGCGACGCUGCUACCGCCAACUCGUACGAGUGCCCGAUCUGUUUUUUGUAUUACCCCAGCACGUUGAACCAGAGUAGUUGCUGCAAAGAAGCGAUCUGCACGGAGUGCUUGCUCCAGACCAAACCACCAGGGAAACGCGUGUGCUGUCCUUUUUGCCAUUCGGACAACUUCCGAACGAAUUUCACGGUGGGGUCCACGGGGACGUUGAAGUCUAUCCUGCGAUCGGACUCGGAUUGCACGGAGGUCAGCAGCCCAGAAGCAUCCAUACUGCACGACGAUGACAUCGAAGUCCCUUUUGCGUCCGUGGCCGACAGGAAGAAACUCCAAGACGAACUGUCAGCCCAAGUAGGCAUCGCGCGCGCCUCGUCCAUGCCAAACCAUCGCUCGACAACUUUCACAGCGUUUCUGUCGGGAGGCGACUCGGAUGUCUCGACAUCAUGCUUGGAGGACAUGAUGCUCUUGGAGGCGAUUCGCAGAUCCAUGGCGGAUUGCGCUAUGCAACCUCCAAAACGGCACGACCAAAGACAAACCAUCGCACAUGGCAGCCGCAACUUGACUCCGUCCGCCGCGCCGUCGGCAGCCAGUUGAAUGUUCCCAUGCUGUGAUUCGUGUGAUAACAUGUGCAUAUUUAUGACAUGCAACUAUUUG
This is a messenger RNA of Aphanomyces invadans, 942 nucleotides long. RefSeq lists its product as hypothetical. Gene Ontology annotation, cellular component: cytoplasm. The record is from RefSeq and is a predicted model, not a curated record. The coding region runs from base 49 to 882 and encodes 277 amino acids. NCBI's taxonomy places the organism in Eukaryota, Oomycota, Saprolegniomycetes, Saprolegniales, Verrucalvaceae. The transcript is spliced from 4 exons.